AUGACGUCCAAUGGCAACCUCCCGACCCCCACCCCCUCCUGCAGCCGGACGUGUCACACCAUUACGAAUCGUGGUUCCGGCCGACACGCCCAGGCACCGAGGAGGGCUCGUGGUGGGACCUUCAUCCGGGUACCAGCUGGAUGGACCUCCCCCCACACUCAGGGCGCGCUGACCUCACCUGGCCACCCCGGGGCGCUUCAGGCUGGCUUGGGGGGCUACGUCGGAGACCACCAGCUUUGUGCCCAGCCGCCCCACCCACACCCGCACCCGCACCACCUCCUCCCAGCCGCCGGAGGGCAGCACCUCCUCGGGCCUCCCGACGGGGCGAAGGCCUUGGAAGCAGCCGCCCCGGAAUCCCAGGGGCUGGAUACCAGUCUGGAUGGGGCGGCCCGGCCCAAAGGCUCCCGGCGGUCAGCGCCCCGCAGCUCAGGCCAGACCGUGUGCCGCUGCCCCAACUGCCUGGAGGCGGAGCGACUGGGGGCUCCGUGCGGGCCCGAUGGGGGCAAGAAGAAGCAUUUGCACAAUUGCCACAUCCCGGGCUGUGGGAAAGCCUACGCCAAGACAUCGCACCUGAAGGCACACUUGCGCUGGCACAGCGGCGACCGCCCCUUCGUGUGCAACUGGCUCUUCUGCGGCAAGCGCUUCACGCGCUCCGACGAGCUGCAGCGCCGCCUCCAGACCCACACCGGCACCAAGAAGUUCCCCUGCGCAGUCUGCAGCCGAGUCUUCAUGCGCAGCGACCACCUGGCCAAACACAUGAAAACCCACGAGGGCGCCAAAGAGGAGGCUGCCGGGGCGGCGGCGGGAGAGGGCAAGGCCGGCGGAGCGGAGCCCCCCGGGGGCAAAGGCAAGCGCGAGGCCGAGGGCAGCGCGGCUCCCUGCAGCUGA
Eubalaena glacialis (North Atlantic right whale) is the source of this 888-nucleotide messenger RNA. Its product is annotated as transcription factor Sp6-like. The record is from RefSeq and is a predicted model, not a curated record. Gene Ontology annotation, molecular function: RNA polymerase II cis-regulatory region sequence-specific DNA binding; DNA-binding transcription factor activity, RNA polymerase II-specific. The transcript has 2 exons. Gene Ontology annotation, biological process: regulation of transcription by RNA polymerase II. Bases 1 to 888 code for a protein of 295 amino acids. Lineage: Eukaryota; Metazoa; Chordata; Mammalia; Artiodactyla; Balaenidae.